AUGAGCAAGUGGACGGCCCUCGGGGGAGGCAUUUUCUCUCAGGCCUCCUACCCGGAAGGUGCCGCAGAAGCUGAAGCUGUGCCGAAAGGCAGCCGAGCCUCACAAUAUGUGUCUCCCCUCACCAAGGUGGUCGUUCGGCUGAGCACAGCAAGCCUGGAGCGGAUCUUCCUUCCCCACCAUCAGCCUUACCUUCUAGCCCAUGGGGCUCACACCAUUCUCACAGUGGCGGCCUGGCAUGUGAAAAUGCAGACUGUUUCAGCUGCUACACUAGACACCAAGAAAAGAAAAGUCCCUUUUACAGCUCCUUUUGAUCCUCGCUUUCCAUUCACCAACCAGACUCGUAACUGCUACCAGAAUUACAUGGAUUAUUACCGUUGUCUGAAUAUUAUGAAAAGCAAAGGCAAGGAUGUGAAGAAGUGUGAAUGGUACCAUAAGGUUUUCAAAUCCUUGUGUCCUAGCAGUUGGGUUACUCAGUGGGAUGAGCAACGUAAACUGGGAACUUUUCCUGGCAAGAUAUAA
Molecule: messenger RNA, 519 nt
Organism: Ahaetulla prasina
Lineage: Eukaryota; Metazoa; Chordata; Lepidosauria; Squamata; Colubridae
Exons: 4
Coding region: 1-519 (172 amino acids)
Cellular component (GO): mitochondrion; respiratory chain complex IV
Source: RefSeq, a predicted model, not a curated record